AUAUGUGGUCAUGACGCGAAUCAUCUUUUGAAAUGGGGCCAAAUAUUUAUGUACAUUUUGGUGGAAUCGAGUAUAUAAAUGAUAGAAGGUUAAUGAAUUUCUUGUCGUCAAAUGUAUGUUGAUUAAAUUAUAUAAUAGAGAAUAAAUAAGAGAUGGGUUUGAGUGGGAAGUUAGUUUCUAAAACAAACAUAAAAUCCGACGGAGAUGUGUUCCACGAGAUCUUCAGAGAGAGGCCGCACCACGUACCGGACAUGAGCCCCGACGAAUGGGGAACCGUAGUGGGAUCUAUCAUCUUCUGGAACUACACCCACGAUGGUAAAGAGUGUGUGGCGAAAGACAUAAUUGAAGCGAUAGAUGAGGAGAAGAAGUCGGUGACUUUCAAUAUUGUUGAAGGAGAUCUAAUGGAGCUAUACAAGACAUUCAAACUGACGGCUCAUGUUGAUACAACUGGGGAAGACAACGUUGUCACUUGGACUUUUGUGUAAUCGAAACUGAACGAGGAUGUUCCGGAUCCGCAUACUCUCAUGGACUUAUGCGUUAAGAUGACUAAAGAUAUUGAAUCCCACCAUCUUAUCAAUGCUUAAUUAACAACAAUGUUGCUAUGAAUAUAUAUUUCUCUUAUGUUAAAAUAUAUGUGAAAACGGGUAC
This is a messenger RNA of Erythranthe guttata (spotted monkey flower), 648 nucleotides long. RefSeq names its product kirola-like. The record is from RefSeq and is a predicted model, not a curated record. Gene Ontology annotation, biological process: defense response. NCBI's taxonomy places the organism in Eukaryota, Viridiplantae, Streptophyta, Magnoliopsida, Lamiales, Phrymaceae.